Didymosphaeria variabile is the source of this 918-nucleotide messenger RNA. RefSeq lists its product as uncharacterized. Bases 1 to 918 code for a protein of 305 amino acids. Lineage: Eukaryota; Fungi; Ascomycota; Dothideomycetes; Pleosporales; Didymosphaeriaceae. The record is from RefSeq and is a predicted model, not a curated record. The transcript has a single exon.
AUGGCGGGCGAGUCGGGGCCCUCGUAUGUGUCGUUGCCAAAGGCUAUGACGAUAGCUGCCUUCUACGGAAUAUCCGUCUACAACUCGAUCGAGAUUCUCUUCACCAUCUUCCACCGGUUCAAAACCCGCAAAGGGCUGUAUUUUUGGAGCAUGCUUACCGCAUGCAUUGGCAUCCCCGUCCAUGCGACCGCUGUGCUGCUGCGCAACUUCGGCCUGGCGCCGAACGUGCCAAUGUGUGUCUUUAUUGUCCUGGGCUGGUGGGCCAUGGUCACUGGUCAGGCUGUAGUCCUUUAUUCGCGACUACAUCUGGUCAGCGAUCAGAAGAUCCGCUGGGUGCUGAUGAUGAUCGUAUUCAACUUCAUCGCCCUCCAUCUGCCAGUAUCAGGAUUGUACCUGGCCAUCAACAUACGCCCCACCGACUCACUUACCAACAUCUUCACCAUCUACGAAAAGAUACAGCUCACUGGCUUCUCUGUUCAGGAGUGGAUCAUUGCCGGCCUUUAUAUCUGGGGGGCAUAUCGCGCUCUCAACCCGAUCCUAAAGUUCAAGGGGCCGCGAGAGCGGAAAGUGAUCCGACACCUGAUUCUUGUCAACCUCAUCGUCAUCGCCAUGGAUGCCAGCCUACUCGCGACCGAGUUCACCAACAACUUCGAAAUCCAGACGACCUACAAGACCGUCGUGUACAGCAUCAAACUGAAACUCGAGUUUUACGUCCUGAACCAGCUGCUCUUUAUCAUUCAGAACCCAUCAUGUACUUGUUCCAAUGCCAACACGUCACCCGGAUACAACGAUAUCCGCCUCCUGCCUUCGAGGUCCGCUUCCACGUUAAACAAAAACAAGACCGAUCCCGCGGUUUCGGACCAGUCCGCAUCGAAGCGCACUCCUAGCCCGUCGAAGGCGACGACAAAGAGCGUUUGA